This is a messenger RNA of Cotesia glomerata, 2948 nucleotides long. Its product is annotated as proline hydroxylase buaE-like. The coding region runs from base 953 to 1954 and encodes 333 amino acids. The transcript has 6 exons. Lineage: Eukaryota; Metazoa; Arthropoda; Insecta; Hymenoptera; Braconidae. The record is from RefSeq and is a predicted model, not a curated record. Gene Ontology annotation, molecular function: dioxygenase activity.
CGAAACGUUUCAUUCCAGACCAGGCGCUCAGUUCUAGUUUGUUCGCCACUGAGACGAGAAGCAUAGCAUGUGUCCAUCAGUUUACAGCCACGUACACGCAUAUUUGUUGCAUUUUCAAUCCUAUCAUAAACAAUAUUCAUACGGUUACCGUUAGAAAUUCUUUUAAUCAUACAAUCGAUUGGAUUUUCAUUAUUACUAUUACCAUUUGAUACUAAUUUCAACCAUUAAAUAAAAUAAUUUACACUACACCAUAUCAGUCCGAUUGGUAGAUUAAGGAUUUAAAAGUUAACAGUUGUGCACCCAAGCGUUAUGAUAUUUUCAUGGAUAUUAAAGUGUAUGAUGCUUGGCUGGUGAAGUGAAGGAUUGAUUGAUUGUUUUGGUAAUUUCUCAGAGUGGCAAAGAGCUCUUGUACCUUGGUCAUCUCACAUAUUAUUCUGUUCUUCUUCAAAUCUUCAGUAUCAACAUCAACUAAAACAAUAGUUUGCAGAAAGGUAUUUCCAGUUAAGUUACUAAAUUGCUUUUACAAUAACAGCAAGCGAGAGUAAGUAAGACAAAGUGAUAGAUAAGCGAAAGGAAUAAAACGAAGACAGAAAAAGUCCAUUAGGUAAAGAAAAAUAGAAGGACUGUGGCAAGCGACCAACCAGAGCGAGGUAGCAGCAGCAGCAAGAAGCAGGGCGGUGGAAAGAGAUUGUGAAGUAAAGAGAGAAUAAGAACCAAAGGGAAGACAAGUUGGACGACUUUGGAUUACCAACAACGACAUCGACAACGACCAACACCAAAAGACGACGACCAGCCUAAACUAUCUAUACAACUAACAACAUCAGCUUCAAAGGCUCGUCUUUAUUAACAUUCACUGAAGAUAAUUUUUCUUCAUUCAAUUUAUUCAAAAUUUUUAAGGAUAUUUUUUUUUAAUUGUUUGGCUCUUGGUAUAAAGAAAAAAAAAACUCCGAAAAUGUCUGUCAUCUUUCCAACUCUCACCAACGACGAUGAGGGUACUCUUGUCAGUAGAUACGAAGUUCCAAUUAUUAACUUUGACUGCUUGAACAGUAAUACACCGAAAGGAAUCCACACCAAACAAGUUUCCACAAAACUUGUGCGGGCUUUAGCUAAAAAAGGUUUCGCUAUUCUUGUCAAUCAUGGCGUUUCUCUCAGAAAGACAAAAGACAUGUAUCAAGCUUUGGAUGACUUUUGUGGAUUACCUCAACAAUCUCGUGCCAAAUGUGAAUGUGUUGCACCUUCACACAGUGGAUACAUCAAAACAGAAGAGGGUCCAUCAUUGAGAGAAACGGAAUCCAGACACGAGUUCAUUGUAUCCGGGAAAGACACUGUUCUGCCAGAUGAAGAUCUCCCGACGUUCCGGAACUCGGUGGAUAAUCUCGUGGACGACUUCAAAGUACUUACAACAAGGCUUCUCGUCGCUAUUGCUGUUGGAUUGGGGCAACCAUCAGAUUAUUUUCUGAAGAAUCAUACCAAUCUUCUUAAUUCUGGCAAUGAUUCAUCAUUCCGAAUGAUUUGCUACUCACCCACAUAUUCAGUGAAGGGUGGUGAAAUGCGCUUUGGACCAAGCUCUGAAACUGGCACAUUUUCAUUUUUCAUUUCAGAUUGCGAGAGUGGGUUUGAAGUUAAGUCAAUCUACAGUGAGCGUUGGUCACGAGUAGGAUACUUUCCAGGAGGGAUUCUGGUUUGUGCUGGUGAUGCUUUAGCCAGAUGGACCAAUCAGCAGAUGGUGUCAUUAAAACAUCGUGUGGUUGUACCAGAACACUGUCCCCGUAGUCGUCACACACUUGGAUUUUGUGUUGAGCCUGAUGAGAAUGUUGAAUUUGAAGCAUUGGACACAUCAAUCUUAAAUCCACCUCCAGAACCGGUGCUAUGUCGUCUUCAGAAAAAAAAACGUGGCGUACUAUCGGCGUAUCAUCAUCUACAACGUCGAUUUCGUGAAGCUUAUGCUUCCUAAUGAUUAUUAAAAUCAAUAAUUCCCUGGCGUGUUACUUACCAUUUAAAAAAACUAUCACGUUACUUCCAUCAAGGGAUUGCGAUUAACAAGAACUCACUUAUUAUAAUAAUUAUUAUUACUAUUAUUAUUAUUAUUCUCUCGAUUCUUUAAGCUCUAUUGUCAAUAUUUGACUAUGUAGCUAGAAUUUUUAUAACUGCGAUUAAUAAUAAAUAGCAAUCGCAAUAGACUGAAUAGUAUAAAUUUAAUAAUCCGGCAAAUGAUUUUUUUUUCUAGGCUUUCGUGGUCUAUUGAUUCAAUAAUGGUAAAGAUAAUUAAUUGUAAUGCAUUUAAAUCUAUUGAAUUCCGUAACAUUGACAUCUUUUUUCCAGUAUCAAUUAAAUAAUAUUAUUUUCGACAAAAUUGAUAUUUUUUUAACUGAAAUGAAGAUAAAUGAGACCAUGAAAAAUAUACUAGAGUCGAGAAACCGAUUCAUUGAACCGUCCAAUAAUCUUUCGUUAAUAUAUAUAUCUCUUUAAUUAAUUUUUUUUUUCCUAUUCAUUAGUUGACUUUAAUUCUUCUACCUAUUUUUUAACUAAAUAUCAAAAAAAAAAAAGACCACGAGAGUUUAUCGUCUGUUCGGGUAAACCGUGAUAUAUAUUAAGCGUACACGAAGUAUCAGUCUGGAAUAUCCAGCAAUAAUAAAUGAUUAAUCAAUUUGUACUUAAAAAUUCAGCGUAUUUUUUUUUUUUUUUAUUUACUUUGUAAAAGGAAUUAUCAAUCGUCUUUUAUCGAUGAAUUCAAACGUAUAUCUUACGACUCUAUAACAAAUCAAUUAAAUUAUUGCCUUGUAUCGAUUUAUAACCACGUCAGGAUUUAUAAAUUUUUAUACUUGAUUUGAUAUUCUUAACUAUAUAGGUGAUGUUUCAAAGUAAUUGUUAUACUGCUGAUUUUAUUCAAAAUUUUUUAAUUAUAUAUCUGUAAUUGAUAUAAUUCAAUAAAACAUUCAAAAAUUUUA